UCAAACUUAUCUCUCAAAAGUGCAUCAGUUCGGUCGCGAAUCGGCUGUUGUUUUUUAAGCUCUAUAAUAUUUUCCUAAUUUCACCGGUAAAAUCGUUCCAAAAUGCCGUACGCUAACCAGCCAUCGGUAACCAUCACCGAGCUGACCGACGAGAAUGUGAAAUUCGUCGUUGAGGACACGGAAUUGAGCGUCACCAACAGCCUCCGGCGGGUUUUUAUCGCGGAAACGCCAACGCUGGCCAUCGAUUGGGUGCAGCUGGAGUCCAACACGACGGUGCUGGCGGACGAGUUUCUGGCCCACCGGGUGGGGCUGAUUCCGUUGAUUUCCGACGAGGUCGUCGAGCGGAUGCAGUACAGUCGAGAUUGCACCUGCCUGGACUUUUGCACGGAAUGCAGCGUCGAGUUCACGCUGGACGUAAAGUGUAACGACGAGCACACGCGUCACGUUACGACGGCGGAUUUGAAGUCGAGUGACCCGCGGGUGUUGCCGGUCACGUCGAGGCAUCGGGAAGACGAGGACAACGAGUACGGCGAAGGGACGGACGAAAUCCUGAUCAUCAAGCUACGUAAGGGCCAGGAGCUGAAGCUGCGAGCGUACGCCAAGAAGGGCUUCGGCAAGGAACACGCCAAGUGGAACCCGACCUGCGGCGUUUGCUUCGAGUACGAUCCGGACAACUCGAUGCGGCACACGUUGUUCCCGAAGCCGGACGAGUGGCCCAAGUCCGAGCACACCGAGCUGGAGGACGACAAGUACGAGGCGGACUUUAACUGGGAGAUUAAGCCGAACAAGUUUUUCUUCAACGUGGAAUCGUCCGGAGCGUUGAAGCCGGAGAAUAUCGUGAUGAUGGGCGUGCAGGUGCUGAAGAACAAGCUGUCCAAUCUGCAGACCCAGCUGAGCCACGAGACGCAGAGUGAUGCGCUGGCGAUUUGAAGUUUUGUGAGUGGGUUUGAAUUCGUGGCGGAAAUGUUCAUUGUGAAGGAGUUGAUUUGACCUGAUAAAGCGAGUAUUUAAGUGUAAGGC
This is a messenger RNA of Culex quinquefasciatus (southern house mosquito), 1020 nucleotides long. It is a transcript of the gene RpII33, whose product is annotated as DNA-directed RNA polymerase II subunit RPB3. Gene Ontology annotation, cellular component: RNA polymerase II, core complex. The record is from RefSeq and is a predicted model, not a curated record. Gene Ontology annotation, biological process: DNA-templated transcription. Gene Ontology annotation, molecular function: DNA-directed RNA polymerase activity; protein dimerization activity. The transcript has 2 exons. Lineage: Eukaryota; Metazoa; Arthropoda; Insecta; Diptera; Culicidae. The coding region runs from base 103 to 930 and encodes 275 amino acids.